AUGAGCUGUGGAAUUUGUUUCAACCCCUGCACUAUCUUCGAAAGAGUUGAUGAUGCCAAAAAGGGGGAGAAAAAUGACUUUGAGGAAAAUCUUUCAGUAACUUCUACCGAAACAUAUGUCAAAGAAAAGGAAAAGGGAGGUGAAGAAACCCUCAAAAUUCAAGUAGAUGAUGAAGAUACACAAAUGAGGAUCAUUCAAAGUCAAGUUAAUUCAGCUGGUCUCAAAACCACUGCUGAUAUUAAAAGGGUAAGGGAUGAGAGCAGAGCUUUGGUUGAGAAAAAGGUAGUUCUGCAAAAAGAAAAAGAAGAGGUUGGUACUUCAUUAAAGAAGAGUCCUGUUAGAAAAACAAGGCAAUCAACCACCACAGCUUCUAAAACUAAGCCAGUUACUACUUCAACCACAACUUCUGUUCCCACAAAAUCACUUACACCUCCACCAUUAACAACUUAUGUCACCCAAAUAACUACAACCAAUACCACAUCAACACUCACCACAACCACAACCACUGCCAUCCCCACCAAAUCAACCUCUCCCACAUCUAAAACAUCCUCACCACCACCAACACCACUUGCUGCCAUCCUUUAUCAAAGAAGGAGACAAAGGUAG
Messenger RNA from Helianthus annuus (common sunflower), 606 nucleotides. RefSeq names its product cell wall integrity and stress response component 3-like. The record is from RefSeq and is a predicted model, not a curated record. Lineage: Eukaryota; Viridiplantae; Streptophyta; Magnoliopsida; Asterales; Asteraceae. The transcript has a single exon. The coding region runs from base 1 to 606 and encodes 201 amino acids.